Molecule: messenger RNA, 905 nt
Organism: Myxocyprinus asiaticus (Chinese sucker)
Lineage: Eukaryota; Metazoa; Chordata; Actinopteri; Cypriniformes; Catostomidae
Gene: gadd45gip1
Product: growth arrest and DNA-damage-inducible, gamma interacting protein 1
Exons: 2
Coding region: 41-706 (221 amino acids)
Cellular component (GO): nucleus
Source: RefSeq, a predicted model, not a curated record
CGCCCACAUAAGGUCAGAGGUCACUGGGUGUUCAUCAAACAUGGCGUCCUCUUUGCUGAGCAGAAGGACAGCGUUAUUAGUUGGCAUUUCUAAAUUAAACACGUUUUUACCGGCUGUUUUGCAGCAGAUAGCGAAUUAUAACCCCAAACCCCUCCGGCUGAAUUUAAAAGAUCCUUAUAUACCGGAUAAAGAGAGCGAGAAGACGCCCGAGUGGCAGAAGACAGACAAAUAUGAACGCAAACUGUUCGGCAGGUAUGGACGGGCGUCUGGAGUGGAUCCGACCAGACUCUGGCCCUCUCACGCCCGACUGGAGGAGCUGAUGGCCGAGGAGAGAGAGUGGCACCCCCCGAUGGAGGUGAUGCUACAGAAUAUCGCAGCAAGAGAGAAAGAAAGGACUGAGAGACGGAUGGAGAGAGAGAAGAUCAUCGCUGCAAACAUGGCCAAAAUGCCCAAGAUGAUCUCCGACUGGAAAAAGCAGAAACGAGAGGCCAAACAGAAGCAAAAGGAGGAGAAAGCUAAACGGGACAGACUGCUGGCUGAGGCGAGAGAACGUUUCGGGUAUGCAUUGGACCCCCGCAGCACCAAGUUCAAAGAGAUGGUGGCUGAGAUCGAGAAAGAGGAGAAGAAGAAGAGGAAACUUCUGAAACGCAGCAAGAGAGAGGAAGAACAAGGGCUGCCAACACCAGCAGCUGAAUCCAGCCAAUAACUCUGACUGCGGAGAACAAGGACUUGAGUACAGUGCUACUAUAUUGUAAUAUCGUUUUCUUUCUACAUAGCGAUUACAACAGAGUUUGUCUCAUUUAAUUAAACUUGACAUGACCAUAGCAGACAAUUCUGCAGAAUAAACCAAGUUUGAAAAGUAUUUAUAUUUAAUAAAUGUCUGUUUGUGCAAACCGACUGCAAAA